This is a messenger RNA of Pararge aegeria (speckled wood butterfly), 2048 nucleotides long. Its product is annotated as cell division cycle protein 23 homolog. The record is from RefSeq and is a predicted model, not a curated record. Lineage: Eukaryota; Metazoa; Arthropoda; Insecta; Lepidoptera; Nymphalidae. Gene Ontology annotation, cellular component: anaphase-promoting complex. The transcript is spliced from 7 exons. Gene Ontology annotation, biological process: cell division. Bases 200 to 1993 code for a protein of 597 amino acids. Gene Ontology annotation, molecular function: protein binding.
AAAUUUAAACUAUAAAUACCCUUUCCAAGAAAUUUACAUCCGUCUAAUUAUUGUCUGUGUAGUAGGUUUAAAAGUUGUCAUAUUCAGAUGUCAACGAUAAAGUAAUUUAGUUGUCGUUGGUUGCUGUAAUCUAAUAAUUUCAAAAAACAUUAAAAUAAAACAGCUAAUAUUGCAAUUAAUGUAUUAAUUCUUGAGCAUCAUGCAACCCUUACUUAAUACUAAAGGUGAUAUUCAAAUAGAUUUAAAUCAAGUGAGAAUUGAUAUACUGAAUGGUAUUCGCGAAUGUAACGAUCGCGGAUUAAUACAAACUGCGAAAUGGUUAGCGGAAUUAAAUUAUGCCCUUAAAGACCAUAAAAUUAAUCAAAUAGAACCACCUAGGCCCCCUGAAUAUGAUAUCAUACCUGAAGAAAGAGAAGCAUACAGCCUGGCGAAGAGUUUCUUUGAUUGUCAAGAGUACGAUAGAGCGGCACAUUUUAUAGAAAAUUGCACAAGUCCUAAGUGUGUAUUCUUGCACAAAUACUCUCAGUAUAUGUCGAGUGAAAAAAAGAAGUUGGAUAACGCCACUGAUACAGGAAUGGAAAAUAUGGAAUCAACUCAAGUUUUAUUAGAUCUUUUAUCCUUUUUCAAGGCUAACCGUAACACUCUAGAUGGAUACCUUCUAUAUUUAGAGGGUGUUGUUUUGAAGAAAUUAGAUUUGCGGAGUCAAGCUGUCACAGUUCUACAGGCAGCAGUGGCUGCAUCACCCACUCUCUGGGCAGCGUGGGUUGAACUCGCAGGCCUUGCUAAUGAAUAUGAGGCCUUAGACUCGUUGCAAUUGCCUAAACACUGGAUGAUGUAUUUCUUUGCUGCACAUGCAUUUGUGGAAUUAAAACUGUCCGAGCAAGCUCUUGAAGCAUACAUGGUUCUUGCUACAGCUGGCUUUGAGAAGAGCACUUAUAUCACUGCUCAGAUGGCUAUUGCACAUCAUGAUAGGAGAGAUGUUGACUCCUCACUAACCUUAUUCAGAGAUCUGUACCAAAAUGAUCCAUACCGGUUGGACAAUUGGGAUGUCUUCUCACAUUUGUUGUAUCUCAAAGAUAAAAGAAUGGAACUGGCAAAUUUAGCGCAAAAAGCUGUAUCUAUAGACAAAUACCGAGUUGAAACAUGUUGUGUUAUUGGUAACUAUUACAGUUUAAGAAGUGAGCAUCAAAAAGCAGUUCUAUAUUUUCAAAGAGCUCUAUCAUUGGACCCACAGUACUUGUCAGCGUGGAUACUCAUGGGACACGAAUUUAUUGAACUACAGAACUCAAAUGCUGCAAUCCAGUGCUACAGGCAAGCUAUAGAUGUCAACAGAAAUGACUAUAGAGCCUGGAAUGGUCUCGGCCAAGCAUAUGAAAUUCUAGGCCUUAAUGGUUAUUGUAUUUACUACUAUUCAAGGGCGGCCCAACUAAAACCAGAUGAUUCUAGAAUGUUAGUAUCAUUAGGGGAAGCAUAUGAGAAGAUGGAAAAAAUCCCAAAUGCCCUCAAGUGCUAUUAUAAAGCGCAUAGCACAGGGGAUAUUGAGGGAAUGGCAUUAUUUAAAUUGGCCAAAUUAUACGAGAAGUCCAACAUGCCAAACAGUGCUGCAGCGGCGUACACUGCCGCGUGCCAAGAGCCCGCCAACGCGGGUAGCAAGGAGCUACCGGCCGCCCAACGCUACCUCGCGCAAUACUACUUACGCUUCUCGCUGAUCGAUCACGCGGCCCACUACGCCUACAAGUGCCUCGAACACGAGAGUACAAAAGAAGCUGGAAAGAAUAUACUCAAAACAAUAUCUGAGAAAAGGCUUUCAGCAUCAAACUCUUCACAGGCAAAUUUCAAACCGGAAGAUCUACCAGAUGCCAUUAAAAAUGUAUCAACGUCCAUCUCCCAUGAAACGCCUAAGACUCCAUUCCCACUACCUAGCCCUAAUGUGACGCCUGACAACUUCUCCACACCAAAGUUUACAAGGCACAAUAGCAAAUACAAAAUUUGACAAACUGUGUCCUUAAAAUAUAAAAUUUAAGAUAAAUAAAAGUUGUUAAAAUGUA